AUGCUCAGAGGAUGUCAUAUUCCUAUUACUAUCAAUCUCCUUGCAGGUGCAAGUAUAACUAAGAAGUGGAGUUUGGACUGCUCACAUGUGCUUGUAGAUGACUCCUUUCCACUGAGUGAUGACCUGAUUGAUGCUAUUGUUGCUAGAAAACCCUUGGUUCAAUAUAGCUGGGUCGAGCUAAUUGUAGGAAAAAAUAUUUGCACCGAUAUUCCAAGCCACAAUUCUCAUGCACCAAAGUUGAUGCUGGAAGGAGUUUCCAUGAAAGUGGUAGAUCCUCAGUCUCGGGAGUGCUGUUUGAAAGGAUAUGCUUUUUUGCUGGAACCAGAAAACAAGUAUAAAUUUGAGGGCAGGUUGCAGUCCUUACUGGAAGUUGGGGGUGCCAUCAUUUCUUCUUCUCAAAUGGUCUCGGAGAAAAAUGGAAAUGACCGUGUGGUAUGUGUAGUUCCAGCAGGAUCAAGCAACUUUAAGUCUUUUUCUAACCAAAGUUCCUUGCCUUGGGUGAGUGAAAUAGAUCUGGUUUCUGCGGUUCUAUCCGGAUAUCUGGAUCCUAUUCUAAUCACAUCCCCACCGGUGCUCGUUACCUCUUCAUGCUCCACAGAUGAGACGGUGGUUGCAGACUCAGAUGCCGAAACAGAAAGUACAAAAUCAGAUCACAUCGCUGCUGCUUCCUGUUCAAUAGAAACUUCAGAGCAUGACAGCAAGGGAACAACUUCUAUACACAAGUUAGAAUCUGUUGAAUAUCACAACGAAGAUAAGUGUACUGUUCAAAUAGUGAUGCCUAGGGAUAAGGUAUCCACGACGGACACAUCUCCCAGUUCAACAAAACAUAUUAAACACGAUGGAGGUCACAUACCACAUGAUGAUGCUACCAUCCAUGACCCUGAAGGUGGUUACAUCAGGCGCUUAGGUGUCAAAAGUGAUAAUACAGUGGUAAAAGAAGAUAUCACGGAUCAGCGGGAAAAUGGGAAGUUGGAUAUCAUAUAUAGCCAAGAUUUAAUUGUUAGAGAUUCUAUCAUGUCAUUACCAGUCUCUUCUUCAUCAAAUGGUGGAGUUACAAAUUUUAAGCGCUUCUGUAAGGCAAAUGCUCCAUCCCAGAAUAGCUUUGCAAUCUUCAUUCCAUUCUCCAAGCAUCCAUACCAAGAAUCUGAGUGUAAGAAUGAGGAUGUUGCUGAAUCUAUUAAAGAAGAGAAAAAAAGAAAACAGAUGGAAGCAAUUGCCGAGGACCUGUUUAAAAGUGAAAAGGGAAAAAAACGUGGUGUUACUGGUCCCCUGCAUGGGUUGUUUGCUCGUAGAUAAUAUGUGUUUUAGGGUUAGUGAACUGAACUGAAGAGCUUUAUAGAGGAUCAUUGGAAUUGGCUCAACUGCAAUUUUACAUGCAUGAUGAUUAGCUGCCUACAAUAUACUAAAGAUAUGCAGAUGUACUGGAUCAACCAUCUAAGACAUUUUGUUGGUAUUCCUAGUUUCUUAGCAAACACUGUAGAUAACACCCUCCUUUUCUUUUCUCCUUGUAUGAAGAUGGGGAAGUCAUCAAUUUCUUCAGGAUGAAUUCUGUUAAGCUAUUGUAUUGGGUCAUUCUUGAAACUAAUUUUCUUUCUUGUUUCUUCA
Solanum stenotomum is the source of this 1605-nucleotide messenger RNA. Its product is annotated as nijmegen breakage syndrome 1 protein. The coding region runs from base 1 to 1296 and encodes 431 amino acids. Gene Ontology annotation, biological process: mitotic G2 DNA damage checkpoint signaling; double-strand break repair via homologous recombination. The record is from RefSeq and is a predicted model, not a curated record. NCBI's taxonomy places the organism in Eukaryota, Viridiplantae, Streptophyta, Magnoliopsida, Solanales, Solanaceae. Gene Ontology annotation, molecular function: damaged DNA binding. The transcript has 11 exons. Gene Ontology annotation, cellular component: Mre11 complex.